Messenger RNA from Hypanus sabinus (Atlantic stingray), 3127 nucleotides. RefSeq names its product sarcoplasmic reticulum histidine-rich calcium-binding protein. The transcript is spliced from 6 exons. NCBI's taxonomy places the organism in Eukaryota, Metazoa, Chordata, Chondrichthyes, Myliobatiformes, Dasyatidae. Bases 1 to 1056 code for a protein of 351 amino acids. The record is from RefSeq and is a predicted model, not a curated record. Gene Ontology annotation, molecular function: calcium ion binding.
AUGACUUCCCAAAGAGUUUGGCUUCUCUGCCUGCUGCUAACUUUUGUGUGUUCCUUGCACGUCAACGUCAUCACUGGCUUCACUGGAGCUGCUGCAGUAGAUGAUGAUGACAGCAAUGAGGAAGGUCCCAAAGAUUCGAAAGAUGUAGGAGCAGGGAAAGAUGAUGACGAUGACGACGAUGAUGAUCAAGACAACAAUGAUGAUGAUAAGGACGAUGAUGAUGAUGAGGAUAAAGACGAUGAUGAGGAUGAUGAUGAUGAUGAGGAUGAUGAUAAGGAUGAUAAUGAUGAUGAGGAUGACGAUGAUAAGGACGACGAUGAUGAUGAUGAUAAGGAUGAUGACGACGACGAUGAUGAUGAUGACGACGACGAUGAUGAUGAUGACAAUGAUGAUGAUGAUGACAAGGACAAGGAUGAUGAUGAUGAUGAUGAUGGUGAUGAUGACGACGACAAGGACAAGGAUGACGAUGACGAUGAUGAUGAUGAUGACAAGGACAAAGAUGAUGAUGACGACAAUGAUGAUGACGACGAUGAUGAUGAUGACGAUGACGACAACGAUGAUGAUCAAAUAGUUAGAAAGGAUGAUGAUGACGAAGAUGACAAUGAUGAUGACAAUGACAAGGAUGAUGAUGAUGAUGAUGAUGAUGAUGAUGAUGAUGAUGAUGACGACGAUGACCAUCAUAAGGAGCAUAAACAUGAUGAUGACAACGGUAACGAUGAUGACGAUGAUGAUGAUGAUGAUGAUGAUGAUGAUGAUGAUGAUGACGACAAGAAGGAAGAUGAGGAAGGCGAGGAAGGUGAAGAAGAUGAAGAGGAAUACAAGGAUGGCAGUAUCUGCAGUUACUGCGCUUUCUGUGAGCAUUGUGGAGAAUGUGAUAAGUGCCCCUGUGAAGAAGGAGACAAGAGUGAGCACUGUGAAGACUGCAAGUACUGUCAGUUCUGCUACGUCUGCCCUGUAAUAUGUGAAACUGUUUGCAAACCAGGGAGCUACCUAGAUGAAUUCUCAUCAACAAUAUAUCAAUCCAUCGCAAACGUCUUCGAUCAACCGGAGCAUUAGAUGUGAUGACGUGUGGUCGGGGUGUCGGAGAGCUGGUCCCCAACACCCGGAGACGGAAGGCACCUCACUAACAACCGCGUGUUUGAAGCUUUGUAUCUGUUGUUCCUAUUUUAUAAACUCCUGUGUCCUCUGCCCUUAGGAAUUGAUGCAAUUCAGCCUCACUGCUUCCCAGGAUUCUUUGUGAGGUCAAGGCUUGGUUCCCUGAACACCUCUUUGUCUCUGGCCUUCUCUGCCCUCUUCACUGACUGCUCUCCCUUCCUACCUUCUCCCUCCUACUUCUCUCUGAUUGGUUGGAUUGAGAGGCCCAAGGUGUAGCACAUUGGUUGGCUCCCCUCUGCAGGUCCAGGGCACGACCCUGCAACCAAUUGCUGUUUAUCAGGCCCUUCCUCCAGACCCCGUCUGUCCUGUCAAGGCCUUGGGGAGGGCAAGCUGGUGUGUGACUCACUGUAGAAUGUGAUCCUGGGCAAGGCCUGGCUGACCCAUCUCCGUUCUCCCUCACCACUGGAUCUGUAGCCCUUCCUGGGAUGUGAAUCCAGGUCGGUUUGAAUUAUUGAUGACUUGUCUUGGAAUGUACAGGAAUGGUGAAGUGAGAACCAUUCCGAGAGCCAGACUCUCUUUCAUCUCCACCUGUUCCACAGCUAGCUGGGCCUCUUGUGAGGCAACCUUACCUCACAAGAGGUCAAUAAUCUCCUUGCAAACCAAACCUCCUGUCAGUAUGCACCUUUUGCCUCAAAUUAAUUAAUAAUCUGUUAAAAAAGAGGAUGAAAGGUCAAUGCUGAGGAAUGGCCUGGCCUUUAGGAAUUUGCCUCCCCGCCCCACCUGGCAUUCUCCACAACAAUCCUAUCUUCCCCUCCUAACCCUUACCUUUAUCCUCUUUUUGGUUCUCCUGCUUUACAGGGAAUGGGCCCCUAAAGAUGAAGCUAUCUGGCCAAGUGCACCCUCCCUUGCCCCACAGUGCUGAUUGCUUGUUCCUGUCCUCACUCUGGUAUUUAUUUAAAAGAUGCUCUUGCCCCCGUUCUGUGAGGGUGCACGUCCUGUGUCUGUGGGGUGUGUGGGGGAGGGAGUUCUGUUCCCCUCCUGAUUAAAGUGGGGUCUUGCUCCCUUCUCGUCAUCCUCUCGUCUUUAGUGAUUUCUUUCACCACUUCUGGAAAAAAAAGGCUUGGAACCUUUCAUAAUUUCCAGUCAACCAUGCUUUCCAACAUGGAGAAAAUAUAGGGGUGGUCAUAGCAUGAAACAGGCCAUUUGGCCCAACUGGUUCAUGCUGGUCAAUACCUCAGAUACCCAUCUCAGCCUGUGAACAAGGCUACAUUGGAUUCACAGUACUAUUUAGAAUCUAAAUCUUUCCUAUCCAUCUACCUGUCCAAAUGACCUUUAAAUGUGAUUAUUGAAGCUGCCUCAACCACUUCCUCUGGCAGCUUGUUGGUAUAUGUACGACUCUGUGAAGAAGUUUCUCCUCAGAUCCUUUUAAUCUUUCUCCUAUACCAGUACAGACAGACAGACAGGCAGACAUACUUUAUUGAUCCCGAGGGAAACUGGGUUUCGUUACAGCCACACCAACCAAGAAUAGUGAAGAAAUAUAGCAAUAUAAAAGCAUAAGUAAUUAAAUAAUAAUAAGUUAAUCAUGCCAAGUGGAAAUAAGUCCAGGACCAGCCUAUUGGCUCAGGGUGUCUGACACUCCGAGGGAGGAGUUAUAAAAUUUGAUGGCCACAGGCAGGAAUGACUUCCUAUGACGCUCAGUGUUGCAUCUCGGUGGAAUGAGUCUCUGGCUGAAUGUACUCCUGUGCCUAACCAGUACAUUAUGGAGUGGAUGGGAGUCAUUGUCCAAGAUGGCUUGCAACUUGGACAGCAUCCUCUUUUCAGACACCACUGUCAGAGAGUCCAGUUCCACCCCCACAACAUCACUUGCCUUACGAAUGAGUUUGUUGAUUCUGUUGGUGUCUGCUACCCUCAGCCUGCUGCCCCAGCACACAACAGCAAACAUGAUAGCACUGGCCACCACAGCCUCGUAGAACAGCCUUGUAGGAAAGAGGUAAGCCAUUCUACACAGAAAGAUCCCACUAGGCACGAUUAA